This is a messenger RNA of Macrobrachium nipponense, 1667 nucleotides long. RefSeq names its product tigger transposable element-derived protein 1-like. Gene Ontology annotation, cellular component: nucleus. Gene Ontology annotation, molecular function: DNA binding. The coding region runs from base 184 to 1470 and encodes 428 amino acids. The record is from RefSeq and is a predicted model, not a curated record. The transcript has 3 exons. NCBI's taxonomy places the organism in Eukaryota, Metazoa, Arthropoda, Malacostraca, Decapoda, Palaemonidae.
AAAUCGUAGUUCCCUUGGAAAAGUAGUGGUUGGAAGUCAUUGUUUACGAUUUUUGUGAAGAAAGUCCCCCAGCGUCUAUGGGUACAAGUGGUGUGCGGAUUUAGCAUAUGGAGUGGGAAGUUUAUUGACACAAGAGACUCUGCAAACAUCGAGAUGGCAUCAAUCUUCUAAAUAUUCGGAGUUAUGACUGGGGAAUCAGCCUCUGCCGAUGUAGAAGCAGCCAAGACAUAUCCAGCUACCCUCAAGAUGAUCAUCGAGGAAGGUGGCUACACAUCUAAGCAGAUUUUUAAUGUAGACGAAACUGGUCUAUAUUGGAAGAAACUUCCUAACCGGACUUACAUCUCGGUUGAAGAGACGACAGCACCUGGAUUCAAGGCCUCCAAGGAUCGACUCACUCUAUUGUUUGGUGCCAAUGCAGAGGGAGACUGUAAGCUGAAGCCUGCCCUCAUCUAUCACUCGGAAAAUCCACGAGCAUUGAAGGGCUAUGUCAAGACCUUCCUACCCUGCUAUUGGUAUUCCAACAAAAAAGGAUGGAUGACGGGAAGCAUUUUUAAGGAUUACAUUGGAAAAUUGGAAAAAGAAUUAGAACUUUACUGUGAGAAGGAAGAGAUUCCAUUCAAGAUUCUGCUCAUCUUGGAUAAUGCGCCCAGCCAUCCUCUGUCAAUAGAAAAUCUAUCCAGCAACAUCCAGUUCGCUUUCUUGCCACCAAACACCACUUCAUUGCUUCAGCCAUGUGACCAAGGAAUCAUCAAAACUUUCAAGUCUUACUAUCUACGUUCGACCCUAACUGACAUGGUUGCGAGGACACAAACAGAUAAGAUGACCGUGAAGGAAUAUUGGAAGCAGUUUACCAUCAAAGAUGCUCUCCGUUUUAUAAAAGAAUCUUGGGAGAAAGUGCCAAGGAAAUGCCUGAAUGGGGUUUGGAAACAUCUGUGUCCUCAAUUGGUGCAUGAUUUCGUCGGCUUUGACAUCAGUGAAAAUAUUUACAAAGCUAGCAAGGAAUGUCUUGUCAAGGCAAAGGAAGCUGGGUUCGAUGAACUUGAAGAAAAAGACAUUGAAGAACUGCUUGAAUCACACCGAGAGGAAUUGACAAACGAAGAACUCUUGGAGAUGGAGAAGCUACAAAAUGCAGAGUUGGAGGCAGCUGCAUCACGGCCUACAGCACCCACCCCAGAGCCUGAGCGAAUGCUAACAAAAAGUGAUCUUGAAGAAGCGCUGUCAUCCAUACGAGGAGCAUUAGACAUCCUAGAAGCCAAGGAUCCCAACAUCAACAGGAGUGCUACAAUAGCUAGAAAGGUGAUGUCAGAACUGAACUGCUACACAGUAAUGCUUGAACCAAAGAAGAAGAAAACCACACAAACAAAACUGAGCCAGUUUUUUAUAAAAAAAACAGUUCUGGUUGAGGGAAGAGAGAAGGCCGAGGGAAGAGAGCAGGGUGAGGAGAGAGAGCGGGACGAGGAAGGACAGUGAGUGAGGAGGGAGAGGGGGGUGAGGAGGGAGAGGGGGGUGAGAAGAGAGAGCGGGACGAGGAAGGACAGUCGAGUGAGGAGGGAGAGGGGGGUGAGCGUGAGGACUGGAGUGAUGCGUCAUAGUGUUUACUAGUUUACGUGUGUUACAACUACUGAACAGUAUUUUCUUAAAUAAAUACAACUAGGGUAAGAAUGUGU